Messenger RNA from Penicillium diatomitis, 1380 nucleotides. Its product is annotated as putative alpha-1,6-mannosyltransferase subunit. Lineage: Eukaryota; Fungi; Ascomycota; Eurotiomycetes; Eurotiales; Aspergillaceae. The transcript is spliced from 2 exons. The record is from RefSeq and is a predicted model, not a curated record. Gene Ontology annotation, biological process: protein N-linked glycosylation. Gene Ontology annotation, molecular function: glycosyltransferase activity. Bases 1 to 1380 code for a protein of 459 amino acids. Gene Ontology annotation, cellular component: Golgi membrane.
AUGUCCCUGUCGCGAUCACCCUCUCCCCAUCGGGGUGGAGGGUGGUCUAGCCCAGGCUUGACUCCCGGCAGCGGCAGAUCCUCUCCGCGUGGAUUCUCGCCCAUGACCAGAGGCGUCAAGAACGUCUCGUGGACGGCGGCUAAAGCAAAGAGCGACGAGCUGCACAAGUAUCCUUCCUUCGACACGCGGAAUGAUGGGUUUUUCUUUAGACAAAAACGAAGAAUAUCUGCGCGUAUGUCGAGCUUUCGCGGGACGACCGCUCGCCAUGGGUACGUCGACAAGGACGACUAUGGUCGCGGCGUUUUACACGGUGCUGGUGCGGGAAGUUGCACUGGGAUGCUAGGGUGGUUUGGGAAUCUCCUGCGGCGGGGAAAGAUGAGGAUUUUGUUUGUGGCUCUCAUACUCUGGAUGGGAUAUCUGCUGCUGUGGUCAACAAUCGUCCAGCUGUAUCGCCAAUCACCACUUGGCGGAGGCUCCAAAUUCGUAAUCAUCCUCGCUUCGAAUGUCGAAGGCGGCGUCAUGGAAUGGAAAGGUGCGCGCGAAUGGGCCGUGGAACGCAACAGCAUUCGAAACAAGCGGGAAUACGCUCGAAAAUGGGGUUACAAGCUGGAGAUUACCAACAUGCUCGCGAAGAAACGCUACUCCCAUGAAUGGCGCGAAAGCUGGGAAAAAGUGGACGUGAUCCGUGAAAUUAUGCGCAAGAAUCCUCAAGCCGAGUGGUUCUGGUGGCUGGAUCUCAACACCUGGAUAAUGGAAUAUGGCACUUCGUUACAGAGCCACAUCUUUGACAACAUCGACUCCCACGUGUAUCGCGAUAUCAACGAGUACAAUCCUCUGAAUAUCACCCAUCCACCUCCGCAUUUCUACCUCGACGACCUCGCACGAGCGCCGACGGGCGACGGCGAUGAAAGCUCUCUUCAUCUUCUCUUGAGCCAGGAUUGUUCCGGGUUCAGCCUGGGCUCAUUUUUCCUGCGUCGCUCUGUCUGGACCGAGCGAUUACUUGACGCCUGGUGGGACCCGGUUAUGUAUGAGCAGAUGCACUCUCAGUGGCCCCACAAGGAACAGAGCGCGCUCGAAUACAUCUAUCAGAGUCAACCCUGGACGCGCAGUGGUGUAGGCUUCUUGCCCCAACGUCGGAUCAACUCUUUCCCUUUGGGUGCUUGUGGCGACGACAAUGACCCAGCUUUUCACUACCAGGAGGCUGAUCGGGACUUCGUCGUCAACAUGGCCAGUUGUAUGUUAGGGCGUGAUUGCUGGUCGGAGAUAUAUACGUAUCGUGCGAUCAGCAACGAUCUUAAUCGCUCGCCGUGGGAUGGGGUAUCUGAGCAAAUCCGCGGUAUUCGAGCGAAGAUCUUUGGAGCCCCGGAUGAAGUGGAUUGA